Messenger RNA from Adineta steineri, 1592 nucleotides. The record is from the annotation of a GenBank genome assembly. NCBI's taxonomy places the organism in Eukaryota, Metazoa, Rotifera, Eurotatoria, Adinetida, Adinetidae.
GUUAUACAAUAGGUUAAUUUCUUCGUAUAUCGAAUAGUUUCUUGUUUGUUUGUUUGUUUGUUUAUUUAUUUUUUUAAUACGUUUAAAAGAAAAACGAAUUAUCCUGGAUAAGUAGUAAUACACAUUCUUUGCAGAUGAUCUAUCAAAAACAUUUCAUUCAUAUAUUAAGAAAAAAUGUGAAUCAAAUAAAUUUAUCAUUUGUACGUUAUGCAAAACCAUUUAAAAAGAAAUGGAUGUUUUCAUCACAUCAUAGUUCACAUUCGAAUGAACUUGCUUUAGAAUAUUUUGAUUUUGCUUAUCCACUUAUAUUUCAUCGUCAUUGGCCAUCUAUACGUCUUGCAUUACUUAGUUUACCUAAACCUGUAGCGUUAAUUAAUCCAUAUUCACUUUCAAAUAAAAAUGUUAGAGAAAAAUUAAUUGAACAAGGUGCAGUUGAUAUGUUAAGAUUUGAUAAUACAAAAUUACGUGAAGAUUCUAAUCUAAUUCGAGAGAAAAUUGGAAAAAAUGAUGAAGAAUAUGGAAUAAAAAAAUUGCUGGAACAAAAAGAAAAUCGAAGAUUAUUAGGUACAAGUGAUUUAGUUGAUGAACAACAAGAAGACAUUGAUGAAGAAAUUGAUGAGGAUGAUGAUAUAAAUACAUUUAAUCAACCAAAUCCUGUUAAAACACUCGACGAAAUAUAUAAACAAGCAUUAGAACAACAGGUUCAAUCUGUUAUUAAAGGAAAUGUUGUAUCUAUUGUUGAUGAUGAUAAAGAACGAGAUUAUCAAAAAAUUCCUCCAUCAUGGCAUGUUUAUACUUUUCCACGUAGUAAUAUGUCAAGAUUUGAACCAUCUAAAACUGAUGAAUCAGGUUUAUUGGAUUAUUAUUGUAUGGAUGGAGCUUGUGUUCUUCCAAUAGUUGCACUUGAUGUUCAACCAUUUCAUUCAGUACUUGAUUUAUGUUCAGCACCUGGUGGAAAAGCAUUAAAUAUUUUUCAUAUGUGUCCUUAUAUUCAUUUAACAUGUAAUGAUAUUGAUAAUUCACGUUCGAAACGUUUAACAGAUGUUUUUAAUCAAAUGAUACCAAAAGAUACAUUAACUAAAUAUAUUCGAUUUGUUAAAGGAGAUGGUUGUUUAUUUGGUCAGAAUGAACCUGCAAGUUUUGAUCGAGUACUUGUUGAUGUACCAUGUACUAGUGAUCGUCAUUCAUUAACAACUGCAUUUAAUAUAUUUUCAAAAAAACGUAUCCAAGAACGAGUUGAUUUGCCUGGUUAUCAACAAAAAUUAUUAGAAUCUGCUAUUCGAGCAUGUAAACCAGGCGGUAUUGUUGUUUAUUCAACAUGUACAUUAGCACCUAUUCAAAAUGAAGGUGUAGUUGAACGAGCUAUUGAAAAUUUAGCAUUAUCAUCAUCAUCAUCUUCAAAUAAAAAACAUCGUAAACAUAAACACAAUGAUCCAAUUACAUGUGAAAUUAUUUCAACACAAUCAUUAGAGAAACAUUAUGCAUAUUUUUUUGAAUUUCAUUCUAAAAUACGUUAUGGUAGUCUUGUUUUGCCGCAUAUUUCAAAUAAUUUUGGUCCAUUAUAUUUUUGUAAAAUUCGAAGAAUUAGUUGA